UAUAAUAUUGAAAAUUGAAUCGGAAAUUAAAAAUCAUCAAAUUGAAAAAUUUUUUUUUUUUUUUUUUGUUUCGAAAAUGUUGACAUUAAUUAUAACGCUAUUUGCCAUCCAGUUGAUCAUAUUGAUCCUAUAUCUUGGUCUAGCAUCGGUUGGACAUAGAUUUUUUAUCCAUCAAAUCUAUGUUAGUAAUCUAUUGAAAUUAUUUGAAUAUGGACAACGUGGUGUUGAACGUAUUAAUCAAGAGCUACAACAAAAACGACGAAAUCGUCAUAAUCAACAACAACAACAACAGCAGCAGCAGCAAAAUGGUGGCCAUUUUAAACGAACUGAAUCACAAGAAUCGAAUGAUCGUAUUUCAUCACAUUCAUCAUCAAUGGAUUCUGAUUAUAAUACGGAUAGUGCUUUUGAUUCUGAUUCAGAUGUUGAUAGUGAUGAUGAAGUGCCGGAAAGUUUUCGAAAAAAUUGUUCAAUGACAUUAAGAUUAUGUGAAACACAAAAUCGUUUACAAUUAUCCACAGUAAUGGAUUUUACAUCGCUUGGUAUAGAGGCAAUCAUUGAUGAUGCCGUUACAAAACGUUUUGCUGCUGAAGAAUUAAAAACAUGGAAUCUAUUGACAAGAACCGAUAAUUUUUCACAUUAUCGAUCAUUUCGUCUUGCAUUCAUAUGGCUUUGUGGUUUUCUAUUCCGUUAUCUAAUACUAUUUCCAACACGUCUAUUUAUAUUUAUCAUUGGUAUUGGAUGGUUAUCGUUUGUUUGUACAUUUCUUGGUUUCUUACCGGAAACCCGAUUCCGUAAAGCUAUACAAUAUUAUCUAUUGAUACAUGUUUCACGUAUAUUAUCACGUUCAUUUGGCAGUAUUAUCAAUUAUCAUGAUGAAGAAAAUAAAGCACAACCUGGUGGCAUUUGUGUGGCUAAUCAUACAUCACCUAUUGAUGUUAUUAUUUUACAUUGUGAUAAUUGUUAUUCACUUAUUGGACAAUCACAUAGUGGAUUUCUUGGCAUAUUACAGCGUACAAUUUCACGUUCAUCCGAUCAUAUUUGGUUCGAUCGUUUUCAAAUGAAUGAUCGUUUGGCUGUAUCACGUAGAUUACGUCAACAUACAGAGGAGAAAAAGAUGCCGAUAUUAAUUUUUCCUGAAGGAACCUGUAUAAAUAAUUCAGCCGUUAUGAUGUUUAAAAAAGGUAGUUUUGAAAUCGGCGCUACCAUCUAUCCGGUUGCCAUAAAAUAUGAUGCACGUUUUGGUGAUCCAUUCUGGAAUUCAAGUAAAUAUGGCUAUCUACGUUAUUGGAUGAUGAUGAUGACAUCAUGGGCAAUUGUAUGUGAUGUUUGGUAUUUACCACCAAUGACACGUAAAUUGGAUGAAUCAGCCAUUGAAUUUGCUAAUCGUGUCAAAUCAAAAAUAGCAUCAAAAGGUGGCCUAGUUGAUAUGGAAUGGGAUGGACAAUUAAAACGACAGCCAGUGAAACCAGAAUGGAUUAAACAACAACAAUGGAAAUUUAGUCAAACAUUAUUAUCCGGUUUGGAUAAUGAUGAUAAUAAUUAUCUACAAGAUGGUAAUAAUAAUCAACAACAAAAUAGCCGUAAUGAUAAUUGUGAUAGAAAUGAAAAUUUCAUCUAUACAAAUUUCGAUGUUCAAUUAACAACCAAAGUAAAUGCUCUAUAUGAUCAACAACAACAACAACAACAAGAUGAAGAUGAAGAAUCUGAGCUAUUAAAAAUGAAAGAAUUGUGAUAAAA
This is a messenger RNA of Dermatophagoides farinae (American house dust mite), 1737 nucleotides long. Its product is annotated as glycerol-3-phosphate acyltransferase 3-like. The record is from RefSeq and is a predicted model, not a curated record. Gene Ontology annotation, cellular component: endoplasmic reticulum. Gene Ontology annotation, biological process: triglyceride biosynthetic process. NCBI's taxonomy places the organism in Eukaryota, Metazoa, Arthropoda, Arachnida, Sarcoptiformes, Pyroglyphidae. Gene Ontology annotation, molecular function: glycerol-3-phosphate O-acyltransferase activity.